UCAGAGCCUGUGGGAUGGAGUUCCAGCACAUUACUUUCCAUCUGGAUGCUGCUCUGAGCACCUUUAAUGAAGACAGCUGCAUCUCUCCAAACUUUACAAGACUCCAGAGUGUCCAACAAACACGUCCAAAGCUCUUUUAAAAGUAACUUUGCCUAAAACACACAAACGAGGGCAUCGAGAUAGAGCUUUACACAGCCAAAGCAUGAAGCUCCAGUGCAUUCCUCUUCUUAUCUGCGCUUUACUCAUUGGCGAGUGCUGCGGGUCUCGUCUGGACCGCUGGGUCAGAACUGGGCUUCAGUACCUGAAGCUCAACCUGUGCCGGAGGGUCUCCUUACCGGAGAGCGAAUGCAAGAAGGUGUCCCACCUGCACCUGAGCGGGGUGGUCGUGUACGUGUCCGAGUCCGGCUCGGGGAAAGUGCUCGCGAUACUGCCGGAUUCCUACUCGAGCGGUGCGCUGCAGUCCAAGCACAGCGGGUUCUCGGCGGACGCGAGCGCGGAUGAUGUGAGCAGGACGAAUGAAGAGCUGUACCCAGGCGCGAGCGCGCAUGACGCCGUGCUGCUUCUGGACCCCAGUCCCGGAGAGAGUUUUGGACACCCGGUCGUUCUGUUCUAUGUGGACUUCAACAUAACCAAGAAGAAAUGUGCUCAUAUGGACGGCAUUUAUCUGGGGGAGGAAUGCUUGACGAUGGCUGUGAAAACACGCUGCCAGAACCAGCUGAAGCGGAGGAGGAGUCGUAGCGAUCGCAUGGCGAGCCGAGCGAGGGCCCGCAGGAGCACAGUGGCCAGACCCAGCCGUGUGGAGCACAGCAGCGGACUCUGUGAGAUUCACUUUCUCCCUCUGGUUGUGGGAGUGAAAGACAGCAACCGAACACAACGCCUGCGCUGUGUAGAUCACCCAGACUUUGCCAGAUGCCCACAGCCUUUGCCACUGACCAGCCCCAGCGUGCCCAUCUCCAGCUGCGAGCUCAAUAAAAACACCCGACGGUGCCAUCAGCAACGCCUGGCCACACACCUGUCCUGCCGCCUCUACCAGACCUGUGAUCACGCGGUUCUCUUGUCAGGUGGCUGGCAGGAGCAGAUAACAUACCAGCGGCAUGCGCAGAACCUGCAGCUCUUCUACCAGAUGCUGAGGAACAACGGCUUCCAUAAGGACCACAUAAAGACGUUCUUUGCUGGGAACGGACAGGUAGCAGCUAAAGAGACAGAGGGGAUGUAUCCAGCCACAGAGAAAGAGGUGAUCAGGAAUCACAUUUCCUACAUCUGCCGAAAGCAGCACUGCGUGGAUUCCCUGGUUUUGUACUUGAACAGUCCCACACGCAAUGACGGCACCAUGAUGCUUUGGGACCGCAAUAACAACGGCAUUGCAGAUCUGAAGGAGCGUUACUCCGUGGGGGAACUGUUGGCAGAUCUAGCCGGUUGCAAGGCCAGCCGGGUGCUGCUCUUUGUGGAGCAGAGCUACAGUGGGGCCCUCAGCAAGAGACUGAUGGGAUCUCUCAAACACGUCAAUGUCGUGCUGCUCAACGGGCUGCCCUGGGUGCAAACAGCUGAGUUCUGGUCCUCUCUGCACCCAUCUGACUGCCUCAUAGACCACCUCAGUAAGAGUUCUGUGACGUCCCAACUGCGUGAUGCUGCUCUGGGUCUGGUGAACGUGACUCUGGCCGGUGCUCCGUGUAACUCCACCCCACCCCUCACCGAGGCAGAGAUGAGGAAGGAGUACAUGGGCUGCCAGAACCUGCCUACAGCUCUGUGGUACCAAAAACGUCCCAAGACUGACAACAGCAACUGACCACUUCCAGGAUGCUUCCUGACAACUCUACUGUUUCCAAUACAUAAUUCGGACACUCCAGUGGAGUACUUCCAUGGAAAACCAGCACCAACGAGUAGUCCUAGAAGUAUGAUUUUGUGUAAUGUACAAACUUCAAAUCCAUGACCAGCCCUUUCCUCUCACAAACACAAGAUCUACCUGUGUGUUGGCACUUAAUUCACCUCGAUGAUGCACAUAAACCCUGACAAGCUGUUGAGGAACGGAGACUGCAUAAUGUGUGCUUAAGAAGAGACGGUAAUGCAGGACUGAGAGAGAGAACGCGUCUGACAUGUCCUCACUGUGAACCUCAGUUCCGCUGCUUGUCGCUCCCGUAGAAGGCGUCCCGUGGGGAGCGUCCCAUGCGAACUUCUCCUCUUUCCGCCUGCCGCGGGGGUUCAGCGCAGGGGCAUCCGCGCUCCUUUACCAGAGUGCUCUUCCGUGGGUCAUCGCACAGGGCGCGCCUGGAACUGAACAAUGGUGACAAGGCCACUCUGAAACACACCUCGCACUCACUUGAACAUUUCAGGACAAAUCUCCUUGUCCCUCCUUCAGCUCAAUUAGGGACAGGGCGGUCCAGCAUGAUUUAGUAAUGAGAAAUGUUCCCUCACCACGUCUGGACCCUAGCAGACACUGGGCUCUGCAAGCAUGUACUUAAGUCAGACCUCUUAUUCCACGCUGAACUAACCACUCUGUCCACAGUAUUACCUUAUCACCGCAAACAUUUAAACGCCAACCAAUGAUAAUGUUGACAAGUGACGAGAAGGUAUUUAAGGCUCCACGCCAGCUCCUGUGGGAAUUCAUACACAUUCUUUAGAAAUUACAUACAGUAGGACAACAUUUUUUUCCCGCAGUCUCCGCAUCUUCUCUCUUCAGAAACAUACACUAACAUUCAAAAGUUUGGGGUCGGUAAGAUUUUUUAAAAAGGCUCUAAUGCUCAACAAGGCUGCAUUUAUUUGAUCAAAUAUACAGUAAAAGUGGUUAAAUUGUAAAAUAUAUUACUAUUUAAAAACAAAUCUUUUAAUUUAUUUUUAUUUAAUAUACUGAUUUGGUGCUCAAGAAACAUUAUUGAGAACAGUUUAAAUAGAAUAGCAUUCAUUUGAAGUCACAUCAUAAAUGCCUCUCUAAUUUUUGAUCAAUAUAAGUAUCCUUACUGAAUAAAAUUAGUACUUCCUUUCUUUCAAAAAACAAACAAAAAAACGUACUAUCCCCAAACUUUUCAAUCGGCUUCCACAUGGGCUCCACUUCCUUCUUGAUUUCCCCAUUAUAUAUUGAGGUGAGCGGGUCAAAGCUCCAUCAAACCUCAGUGUAGUCAAUCAUUAACUCUUCGUCUAAGCCUAAAUCAUUACAGAUAAAUAUCUGUUUUUGUAUAGUUCAGAAAUGUGUUAUCCUGUAAAUAUAUCUGUCAUCUUCUACUUAAUGAAUAAAUUGUAAUGUCAAUUGUCUUAAAGGAAUAUAUAUGUACUUGUUUGUGUUAAACUGUAGCUGGAUUGAAAAGAUGUAAAUACUCUAAAUAAAUUAACUUUUGUACAUAG
Messenger RNA from Pimephales promelas (fathead minnow), 3336 nucleotides. RefSeq lists its product as uncharacterized. Lineage: Eukaryota; Metazoa; Chordata; Actinopteri; Cypriniformes; Leuciscidae. The record is from RefSeq and is a predicted model, not a curated record.